AUGUCCUCCACGUCUUCCUCUCACCAAGCACCGUCGGACGAUAACGACACCGAUGCCACGCCCUAUGCCUCCAACAUAGCUUUCUUAAGCCUCAAGUACGCCCCGGGCAAGAGGUGCAUUUGCUUCAAACAGACCAAAUUCGAGCUCGCCUCCUCCCUCUGUCCUCAGCAUGGAUACCACGACUCCAAAAGCAAGAUAAAGAAACGGAGGAGCUUAUGUGUUGCCGGCGAUUCAAGGAAGAGAAAGGAGAGUGAUAUACAAGACCGCGACUAUGCGCCUCCUGGAAGGAGGAUAACAGGAAAUGCGACAGAGCUGCAACCCCGGACGUCUCCAAAUUCAUGGUCUAUUCGACACUUACAUCGCGCCAACAACGCCGCGGCAACCGUCACGCGGGGCUUCAUUGCAGAACUGCGUUUCGUGAAUGACUAUCUUGGUCAAAUUCUGGCCACUGGCAGUGCUUCGGGCCCCUACAUACGCUCCUUUCAAUUCUCUGAAUGCCCACCUCUAACCCGAAUUGAUUUCCUUGAAUGGCCGCUCAGUGCUCGAAUGACUAUCUACCGCUACUUCCUGGUAGCGGCCAAAGCAGCAGUCAUCUUCCCGGGUAAAAACAGCGAGAAGACAUUCCGCCAGCUAAACAAAAGACUGGAUACGAGGAUCCUCUACACGAAUAGUCAAGUGUAUAGCGAAGCCAGAUCCGUGCUCUACGGUGAGAACAACUUCAUCGCCGCAGAACCUACAGAUUUCUUCCGUCCCACUGGCAUUCAAGGUCUUCGGGCCAGCACAGCUAAAAAGAUAAAGCAUGUCUCCUUUUUAACCAAAGGCACUGGUCCGCAGGUAAGCGGCGUCGGCAGCAAAUCACUAUCGACGUCCAUCAAAUCAACGAUUCUCCAAUGCCCGGCAUUUCUCAAGCUCGACACUCUCACGAUCCGAUUUGAAGUUUUCCGUCCUGUCUUCGUGAGCAUGUAUACGCUACAACAAUAUGCUGAAACUCACGGUCUCGACGGAAAUAUCGUGUCGGCGUACAACAAGACUGAUAUAGUCAUGAAUGCGGCGGCAACGGUGGCUUAUCAGGCGCUGAGGAGAAAAUCACCAUUCCAAGGGUUAAGGGAGAUUGAAAAUCGCUUCGAGAGUGCCCGUGUACCGAAGAAAGAACCGUGUCUUAAACACGUGAUUGAGGUGUGUCUGUUCAGAACCAGUGAAUCCACAGACGAGUACCGGGAGCAGAGCCAGGCGCUGCGUGAAGCGAUUUUGGACAUGCUGUUUGAGGAGAUGGAAAGAGACGUGCAAGGGGCGGAUGAAAGGUUCCGAGACUUUGUGAGGCGGUAUCCGGAGUGA
Messenger RNA from Cladophialophora psammophila CBS 110553, 1335 nucleotides. RefSeq lists its product as uncharacterized. The record is from RefSeq and is a predicted model, not a curated record. The coding region runs from base 1 to 1335 and encodes 444 amino acids. The transcript has a single exon. Lineage: Eukaryota; Fungi; Ascomycota; Eurotiomycetes; Chaetothyriales; Herpotrichiellaceae.